ACAGGAGAGCAACGCCCCUCAGUCGUCUCUCCUCAGCACCACCCCUCAUCCCAACCUGCCCCUCUCCUCUCAAAGGGAUGCAAGGGAGUGACGCAGGAUAGACGGGAAAACUGCGCCGAACCUCGAAGGAAAGAUUGGAUAGGGGUGAUGCAAUAAGACAAAUUCUGGAAACCCAAGUGUAAAUCACGGAACCUCCGUUCCCUAGAAAAGAGACCGAAGCACGGCCUGUAUGGUCAGUGGACGUGGAUGCCAGACUCACAUGUUAUCUAUUUUACGCAGCCACUCAUUAAUGUUUUGAUGGAUGCGGCUCGAAUUUGGACAAUUGGUUGAGGUAGGCGAAGCUUAGAUAUUCGUGUUGACUGUGUUUUCUCAUCGUGACCGAUAAUCCUUCUUCGAGUCAAUUGAAGAGGUCUAAACCUUGAAGGGGAUACAGGCCAACCAAUCUAUAGAUUUGGAAAUAAAAUAAUUUUAUGGGGAUACCUAUUUUAACGACUUAACUUGUUUUUUCUUCUGCGACUCAGGGUUGAUACAUUUCCCACUGAUCCUUCGAUUCAAAUGUCAAAAUAGUGUUAUAGGCUAUUGGUAGGAUAAUUCAUACAUUUGCAUCAGAGAGGAGGAUUCACCAUACACCUUUUCGUAGCCAAAAAAAUUCAACAUGAAUUACCUGCGUCGUCGGCUGUCGGACAGCAAUUUUAUGUCCAAUUUGCCCGAUGGGUACAUGACUGAUCUACAACGCCCUGACCCGCCGCAGCAAGACCCUGCAGUAGUGUCGCCUGGACCACCGGAGAGGCGUGUGUCUACCAGCCAGCAGUCGGAGGGCACUGGCAGCGGAGCCGGAGCUGGAUUUUUAUCUUCCUUUACUAAAGCUGUCAAACAAACCACUGCUGCUGUUGCUGAGAAAGUCACCGAGGUAGCAGACAAAGCAGGCGUUGCCUCUGGUGCCAAGAUACUCCUGGUAAUUGAUGAGCAACAAACAGACUGGGUAAAGGUCUUCAAAGGUAAAAAGAUUCAUGGUGAAUUUGACAUUAAGGUGGAACAGGCUGACUUCUCUGAAAUCAACCUAAUAGCGCAUGCUACAGGGGGCUAUAGUGUUGAUAUCGAAGCAAUCCGGAAUGGAACCAUGGUGACCAAGUGUUUCAGGCCAGACUUUGUGCUGGUUAGGCAGCAUGCCUUCAGUAUGGCCAAGAAUGGAGACCACCGACACAUAGUGAUUGGGUUACAGUAUGCUGGUCUCACGGGUGUAAACUCUCUACACUCUGUCUACAACUUCUGUGACAAACCAUGGGUGUUUGCUAAUAUGGUGAGAUUGUACAAGCAACUGGGACCAGAGGAAUUCCCACUGAUCGAGCAGGUUUACUAUCCCAACCACAGAGAAAUGAUUACCACUCCUGGUUUCCCUGUGGUGGUGAAAAUGGGCCAUGCCCACUCAGGGAUAGGGAAGGUGAAAGUGGACAAUCAAUAUGACUUCCAAGAUAUUGCCAGUGUUGUUGCCCUGACCAAGACCUAUGCCACAUCUGAACCUUUCAUCGAUGCAAAGUACGAUGUCCGCAUCCAGAAGAUCGGAGACAAUUACAAGGCCUACAUGCGGACAUCAAUUUCAGGGAACUGGAAAACAAACACUGGUUCAGCUAUGCUGGAACAGAUAGCCAUGUCAGACAGGUAUCGGAUGUGGGUGGACUCCUGCUCUGAGGUGUUUGGCGGUUUGGAUAUGUGCGCUGUGGAGGCUCUGCAUGGAAAAGAUGGCAAGGAUUACAUUAUAGAGGUGGUGGGUUGCUCCAUGCCUCUGAUUGGAGACCAGCAGGAUGAAGACCGUGCUCAAAUUGCAGACCUGGUCAUCUCCAAAAUGAACCAGACAGUCCCACGCACUGCAAGUCCCUCUCCUGUCCGUCCCACAGCUGCACAGCCUGCACAGAAAGCUGCAUCCUCUCAGCCUAUCUCACAACCCAAAGUGCCACAGGCUCAGCAACGCCCUUCUCCACAAGGUGGCCCACAACAGACACCCACCGGCACUGCCACCCCUCGCCAAGGAGCCCCCUCCCAGCAGCGCCCCUCUCCCCAAGGCCAGGCCCCUGCAAAAGCCCAGCCCCCUGGUCAGGGAUCCCCCCAGCGAUCCAUGAGCCUGGGGGGCUCCCCUCAAAACCAGAGGCCACAGCAGUCAGGUCCCCAGCUGCAGCAGAGCCCCCCCCUUGGAGGCAUGGGCCAGAAGUCCACAGGGGGCCAGCCCCAGCAGAGGCCCCAGCAGAAGCCAGGCCAGCCUGCCAGGCAGCAGUCCCAGGGAGGAGGCCCCCAGGGCCCCCAGCAGCAGAGGGCUCCAGCCCAGCAAGGUCGCACUGGGGCCCCCACCACUCAGCAGCCCCGCCUUAGUGGCCAGGGCCAGGGAGACCCGGGAGGGAAACCUCCUUUGCAGCAGAAGCCUCAUCCCCCACAGAAGCCUAACCAGGACCCUCCUGCUAUGGGAGCCACCCCUCCACUGAACAAAUCCCAGUCUCUUACCAAUGCCUUCAACAUUCCAGAAACCCCAACGCCACGGGCCAGCCUUAGCCAGGAUGAGGUGAAGGCUGAGACCAUACGCAACCUACGCAAGUCUUUUGCAAGUCUCUUCUCAGACUGAGAGAUGGAGUAAGCCCCCUCCUACGCCGACAGACAGACUGAAAGGCAGACCCUCCCCCUUCCCCUCCCCAACACACAAUGGACCAAUAGGACUAACACCUCCCUAUCAUGGACAUUGAUGUACAUUGAUGUGAAAAUGCACAUAUAAAACAUCCACUGCCUAUACAGACAUAGGAUCUUAAUUUGACCAGUAUUGUCGCAGCAAAAUAAUCCUGCAGCAAAGGAUUUUAAUUUGGCUAUGUGAAAAGUACAAUACGCCAAGAGGUUAAUAUAACCCAGGCUGUAUCGCAACCGGCCAUGAUUGGGAGUCCCAUAGUGCGGCGCACAAUUGGCCCAGCGUCAUCCGGGUUUGGCCGGUGUAGGCCGUCAUUGUAAAUAAGAAUUUGUUCUUAACUGACAUGCCUAGUUAAAUAAAGGUUAAAUAAAAAAAUAAUAUUUAAAACCGUGUGCUAGUGUGGGUUUUCAGUGCAUUUAUGUAAAUCACAAAGCUCAUCUGCAUUUCCUGUGGUGCAGGAAAAAUCUCCACAACAAAAGAGUGAUCAAAUUAAGAUCCUACAUCUGUACAUUUGAAGACCACACAUAGAAUAUAAUACAGAUAGCUCAUGGUAAAAUCAUGUUGUUUCCACUUUAUUUCAAACAGAAAAAUCUACGAGAUGUCGUUGAAUCAACGUGGAAAACUGAUUGGAUUUGCAAAAAAGUUAUCAAUGUAAGGGCAUUUUGUUUUUUUUCACCCAACUUUUAACUUAAAUCCAAUUACAUUUUUUUUUUUACUCGACCAAAUGUAAAUCAAAACCAGAUGUUGAACUGACAUCUGUGCCCAGUGGGAGGUUUGUUGCUCUCAGUCUGAAACAUUCCCUAUCACCUUCACAUUCCAAAUGAUUCCUACAAACACACACACAUACAGUACACAUCCACUUCUCUUGUUGUUGCACGUGUGUUUAAAUUUCAGAUAAAAGGGGGAAGAUUCUUACCCCAUCAAUCAUCAGUCCCUUUUUAAAUGGUGUUGUUAUAUAUUACAUUUCAGUAGGUGGCCUAUGUUGCCACAGUUUUUAUGUAUUGGGAGAUAUUUACUUGGUCACGAUUUGAUCAUUUGGAAUUGUUUUUAUGCUAGUAUACUGGAAACAAUACACUGGUAAUCGUCAUGAUAGUGUUCCCAGUUAAAUUAAAUUAAACUUGUCGGCACAGUGUUGUUCACACUACAGUGGGUCAGUUCAGUGUACAGUAAAGCAACACUACAGCUGUUUGAGUUGCUCAUUCAUUCUAAGUUAUGAUUUUUUAGAUGCAUGUCAAUAAAGGAAAUAUGGUUGCAAUUUCAAUCACUCACAUCGCCGCUUGUAACUGUGUUGUCACAUGUAAUUAGCUAGCGUAAUUAGCAUAACAAAAGUAUGUGUUGUUUUUGUGAGAAUGCCAUUCCUGCCUCCCUCUCCCUUCUUCUGUUAGAUUAAGACAAAAUCUCAAUAGCUCUCAAUUUGGAAACAUGCCUUACACAGGCACACAGUUCAGUCAGAUAGUAUUGUCUCAGGGAUGUCCUGGUAAGUGACACACUGGUGUCAGGGGUCAGGUCUUCCAAACGUUGCACUGAAAUGAGGAUGAUGAGCUACUGCAAAUGAAAGCAUGUGUGUUUAUUGAGGUAGAAUGUAUUUGUUCUUUCAAAUGUAUUUGCACAUGAAUUAUAACAAAAUCAUACUUGAAGACAUGAGUCAAGUGAUAUUUUUGAGAUUUUAAUGUCAGAUUGUAGAGACACAGCCAGCUCAGUGCUCUAUUUUACCAGCCAUCACAAGGGCCUGGGAUGCUGCUGUUUCUGUGAGUGGAGAGUUUUGGUGCCUGUCCCGUCUGUCCCCUGUCUCCCAGCAGGGUCACAGCUUGUGAGCAAGGGACCUAGUCCAAAUAAAUGCUCAGCCAAGGAAUGUACCAUGGGUCAUGUAGGCAGUGUAAAAUAAAUGUACUGGUAUGUCCCCAGUGGGAUAUACAGUACCACUGCAGUAUACUUCUGUUUGUUCUCUACACGUAAUACUUUCUCCCCAAAACAUUAAUGACCCCUUUGAUCAUUGGUCAGAAAACAAUCCCUAAAUAUUCCCUGAGCCCAAAGCUGAAACCUUCUGUUUCUAGGGCACUGAAUAUGUCUUCCAAAAAGAGUGUGUUCCAGGCAAUCUGUUUUUUGGAGCUAAUUCGGAAAGUCCCAAUCUCCCUGCAGAACCCCUCUGCUUCCUCUACGCAUCGGCCCUUGGUGUAUCCACAGUGAACCCUUGUGAUAAGUGGUGCAUAAACGUGUAAAUGUUGUUUUGUAAAACCAAAUAGAAGUGUUGUACAGAUCGUGACCUAUGAAUGAUGCAGAUUUGUCACGUUUCCCCCCUGUUGCUGGCUGUGCUUGUUGAUAUUUUGUGCAAUGAAUACUUGUGGAUUUUGGUUUUGGAUUUUUGGCAUUUAUACCAUUUUUAAGCCCUUUUUCUGUACUGGCAUUCACUAUCAUGAAUUAUGCAUUAUUUCUACUUUUUGAAAAAGCUUUUUUAUCUUAGUUUCUCUUGUAUUCAGGAUUACAUGUCUACGUUUGAAAAUGUGUAUUACACAUCUUAUCAUGGGCCUCAAUGGAAAUCAUAACUCAGCAAACAGAAUUGUCAGGGUAUACCGUUGAAAGAAUGGAUCAGAGAAGCCUCAAAUGAUACCUGCUACAAAAAAAAUGACUUGUCUGGAUGAACACGUGAUUGGUAUACAUUUGUAUUGUUUUACUCAGCUCUCUGCUACUGCCUGUAACAGAGAACAUCCAUCAGAGAACAUCUUAGCUGUGUUUGGAGUUAUAGUCCUCCGGGGGAUUAUACAUUGGAGUGUCAUGAUAAUUGAAACAAUCUAUAUGAAUCCUGUUUGUUGAUAUUCAUAGACAUGGGUUGAAAUGUUUAUUUAGUUGACAUUCUUUUUGAUGGAUAGAUUUGAAUGUAUGUUUACAAUUUGUAUGCCUUUUUUCUUUGCUUAAGUAGUUUUCCUAAAUGCAGAUGUAAGUAUAUUUUAUUUUGUUAUCUGCACUAUGAAUUUCUGUGAAAUUGAUGGUCAAUAUUGAUGCCUGCCAGAUGUAUAAAACAAGAAAUCUAUAUGUAUCUAAAAUAGACAAAAAUUAUAAAUAUGACAUAUCAUCGUGGAGUAUUCAAAUAAAUGUAGAAAAGUAUAUGUGAUGUUAUUCUGAUGUUAUUUGCAAUGUACCUAAAUAAUUAUGCUAUCAACAUGUGCACAUAUUCAAUAAAGUUCAAGACCAUUAGUAACAA
This is a messenger RNA of Salvelinus fontinalis (brook trout), 5864 nucleotides long. Its product is annotated as synapsin-1-like. The coding region runs from base 656 to 2611 and encodes 651 amino acids. The transcript has 13 exons. Gene Ontology annotation, biological process: neurotransmitter secretion. NCBI's taxonomy places the organism in Eukaryota, Metazoa, Chordata, Actinopteri, Salmoniformes, Salmonidae. Gene Ontology annotation, cellular component: synaptic vesicle; synaptic vesicle membrane. Gene Ontology annotation, molecular function: ATP binding. The record is from RefSeq and is a predicted model, not a curated record.